GAUGACCUCAUCUGCCAGCCUUAUUAGGAACCAGGCAGUAUAUGAACCCAGAUCCUUGCACGAAAACGACGUUUGCCGCGGUAGUUCCCAGUGUGAGCAGGCGCUUCUGCUCCCUGCAGCCACCAGCCCCCACCCCGCCACACCCGUGGCUUUUACUCAUUUCUUCUUGGGAACUUCGAACGGAUUUUGCCGAACGGGGGGGAAAUAAAUCUCGUGCUUCCUGCUCUCUCUUUUUGGCGGGCACUGCGAUCAUCCCAGUCCUGAAAGAUGCUGCUCGAUUGCUAGCCGCUGCCAUCCCAACGACGACGACAACACAAACGCGCGCGCGUUCACGCACGCACGCACACACACACACGGCAGAGCACCUCUUGUCUGGACCGCGCACAGGGAGUAGAACCAACUCACUUCACAGCAGCCACGUCGGUUCGCGAGACUCUCGCGCCGGCCAUGUCGUUCGGGUACCGCAAAGAGCUGGACAAGUACGAGGAGGUGGACGAGGAUGAGCUCCUGGCUGCGCUGUCGCCGGAGGAGCUGCGGGAGCUCGAGCGCGAGCUGGACAGCAUCGACCCCGAUGAGUCUCUGCCCCUGGGCCACAGGCAGAAGAGCGCGACCAACAAGGCACCGACCGGCAACUACAGCCGCAAGGGCCUCCUCACCUACUGGGAGAAGGAGACCAAGAAGAUGCUGGAGGAGGAGCACCUUCCCGCGUCGCUGCUCGACGGACAGAAUUCAGAAGAUGACGAUGACAGUCACGAUGACGUGGACAACCACAAACAGGAAGAGAAACCCACGAUGUCACUGAAACAGGACAAUCAGCCCCAGCAGCAGCAGGCGGAAAACGCGGAAGAUCAAUGCGCAGCGGACGAAGACAGCAGUGACAAAAACGAGAGCGAUGACGAUGACGACGAUGAUGAUGACGACGACGAUGACGAAGGGGUGGCGAGCGAACAGACGUCCGAGGAAGAAGAGUUCGUGAAGCCACAUGCAAAAGCGCCCGUGCAGCAGGCGAGCGCCCCUGCCAAGACCGCUGACCCGACGCCCGAGAGAAAGCAAGUGGCAGCCACGCCGAAGCCCGGCGUAGCUAAGAAGGUGGCCCCGUUGCCCGCCAGCGAGGCGCCCAGCUCCAGUGGCUCCAACGGCAACCCCACGGUGGCUGAGGAGGCUCUGGAACGCGUGCGCGACAACGACCCCGAGACGAUCGAGGUGAACCUCAACAACGUCGACAACGUGACGGCCGAGACGAUGAUCGAGUUCGCGCAGGCGUUGCGGACGAACGGCACCGUGCGCUCCCUCAGCCUGGCAAACACGCGGGCCGACGACCGCGUGGCUAUCGCGCUCGGCGCCAUGCUCGCGGAGAACGAGAGCAUCAUAAGCCUCAACAUCGAGUCCAACUACGUCAGCGGAAAGGGAAUCCUGGCCAUCAUCAAGGCCCUACAGGUCAACAGAACGCUCACCGAGCUCCGCUUCCACAACCAGCGCCACAUCCUCGGCGGCAAGGCGGAGAUGGAGAUCGCCAAGGUGCUGCGUGAGAACGACACCCUCCUCAAGCUGGGCUACCACUUCGAGUUGGGCGGUCCCAGGAUGACCGUCACAGGCAUUCUGAGCAGAAACAUGGACAAGCAGCGGCAGCGGAGGCUGCAGGAGCAGAAGCAAGGGCAGCAGCAGCAGAAGCAGCAGGACAAGUCCGCCAGCCCGAAGCCCGUCAACAAGCACCUGAACAUCGCGUCGCCGAAGGCGUCACCUCUGCCGUCCCCAAAAACCUCUCCGUGCCCCUCGCCCCUCGUUGCCAAGAAAGAGGUGAAGAGUGCAGCCCAGAAGACGGAGGUGCGGGCACCGGCCACACCUCGGGUUGCUCCACCUGCUGCUCCUCCUGCUGCUCCUCCUCCUCCACCGCCUCCACCUCCUCCUCCGCCACCGCCUGCACAGCAGCAGCAGAAGGUGCAAGCCAAGCCCACGCGGAAAAUUGCCGAGAUCAUCAAGGAGCAGGACAAGAGCAAGAAGGGCAAGAAGAGUAAGACGGAGGAGGGCGGCAGCAACAAGAGCAGGCACCCUCGCAACGGCGAGUCAAAACAGCUGGUCUCGCUCAAGGGCUCGCUGCGCCCUGUGUCGAAGAAGGUGGAGAAGAAGGAGCAACAGGAGGAUUCUAGGCCCUCAACCCCACAGGCCAACUCACACGACCAGCUGAUGGAUGCUAUAAAGUGCUGCUCCAUCAAGCAGCUCAAGAAGGUGGAAGUACCCAAACUUCUGCAGUGAUGAAGCUGAACUGGCACCACAGAGCAGACUCAAAGGGAAAAAGGUGGAAGUUUUAAAAUGAUGUACAACAAACAAAACACGCCGAAACUCCUCCUCUGCCGCUUUUCAAACUCGGUUGCCGCCCGACAGAGCUGUGGAAUCUUUUUUUUAUUUACACACGAGGGAUACGUUGUCGUGCUUAAUGUGCCGUGAAUGUAAGCAGGAUGGUUUUAUUGCACACGUGAUUCUACUCGGUGUCGAGGGGGUCGUUUUCACCCCAAAUGAAGACACAUUGUUACGAUGUUGUCGCCGUGAAGCCAGCUCGUUUGAAUCUGGUCGAGAGCUUUCGAAUGUCCUUCUGCGAAGCCGUCUGAAGGAGCUUCGGGUGUACAUUGUUUGUAUAUGCGCUAAAUGUUACUGUGCUUUUGAAGAAAUAUCAUCCGCUUUUACCGUACCUAUAAUAAUGCCGCUGGAUGAAACGUUCUCGUUAGCAGCAUAAGCUACGGCAGUGACAUGUACUGCAGUGAUUGUCAAAACAGUUAACCACAUGAGUCUGCAUGUAGUUACACGCUUGUUUUCGGUAUCCUUAGAAAGCUAUAUUGUAAGCGGUUGUUAAGUUCUCAUGCUAAAUUAGCGUGGAUAAUGUUGACACAAAGGUCACUCCGUGUCUGUGACCAAGAAUGAUUCCACACAGAGCAAGCGUUGAACUCAGUUCACGAACUCGAUUCUCACCUCUUUUCAAAUCGGAUUUGGAGUGAAGUAAUUUCACCGAGGCCAUGGCAGUCACUUGAUGUGGGGGAAAAUAUUGGUAUGAGACAUCGAUACAAAUAAUUUUAAUCAAGAAUAGUAUUACGUGUAGGAAUACAAUGUAUCGACAUCAUAAAUAUUCCGAAAUUUAAGCCUUUUUGUGAAUUCAAAUGCCUAUGAUCCAUACUAUAUAUAUCUGGUGUACACACGUUUCACCAUUAUUUCACACUUUUGUUUAGAAUAGAACAUCGAACUGUAGGUUUUCAGCAUUUAAAGACCGAAUGAAACAUGCCACAAAACUGCCGUGAGUUUUAGGAACAUUAUUUGGCAUUAAACAAAGGGCACACUACUACCAGUAUAGAUUUGCAAUGCGCUUCGUGUAGAAAAACUACCGUCUUAGUUUCACCGUGUCUGCCACGAUGCCUCCGCACCAACGGCUGAACAACACGCCUUCGAGAAAAUGGCGCGCUCCGCAGUCGCUAACAAGUUUUAAUACACAGAAUGAACCGUUCCUGAAUGGGGUGGUUGUGAUCAUAACUCUGGCCGAGGGGGCUGUAUCGUCUGCUCUCGUUUGACCUUCACGUCUGAUGUGUUAUGUUGCCAACUCCAUCGGUAUCUGGAGCUAAUGCUGCAGUUAUGCCAUACAUUGCAUUUCGCAUUUUAUAACCAAUAACACAGCACGUAUGUAGUUAUUUUGCAACGCCUAAAUGCACUUUUCCGCAAGAAAAAAUACCAACAGUAUAAUUUUGACAUUGCGCCUUAGAUUUGCAAAAACCUUUGCAAUAAACGGUGUCGUAAAAAUUAAAGAGUACUUAAAACAAUACACUUUCAUUGUAUUAACUCUUUUAAAAAUAUAUUAAAUGCACUGCCUGUAGCACUAGCUUUUUGUAAAUUACAAUAAUAAAAAUGGUUAUAUAUAACACUGA
Lethenteron reissneri (Far Eastern brook lamprey) is the source of this 3905-nucleotide messenger RNA. Its product is annotated as leiomodin-2-like. NCBI's taxonomy places the organism in Eukaryota, Metazoa, Chordata, Hyperoartia, Petromyzontiformes, Petromyzontidae. The record is from RefSeq and is a predicted model, not a curated record. Gene Ontology annotation, molecular function: tropomyosin binding; actin binding. Gene Ontology annotation, biological process: myofibril assembly; pointed-end actin filament capping; actin filament organization. Gene Ontology annotation, cellular component: striated muscle thin filament; cytoskeleton; myofibril.